AUGCGGCGCUUAUCCAGCCCGCAUCUCCAGGAAGUCUUCCACCGCGCCAACGUCGACGACGACUUCUCUCCCCCAAACCAACUGUCUGAUACGAGCCCUCCUGCACAUCCAGCUCUGCCUUACACGUCCAGUAUCCUCACUGCGUUGCCCCAAACUCCGGCUGGCCUUGGACAAGCAUAUUGGCCUUCAGGAAAUGAGGACUUUCGAGUACGGCAUUUUCGCCGUGGGUCACAAGAAGAUCUUUCGAGUCGGUUCUAUGUCGCGGACCUGAUAAAGUCACGGAAGAGGUCGACUCGGAUGACGCGCUUCACCGCUCGGCCUCAGAUUCUGGUCUUCAUCGUCAAUGACAAGAACAUCGAUGUCUACCGUCGUAUCAAGAAGUCGUGCGAUGGCCGCUGCGCAGAUAUGCCUCAGUAG
Messenger RNA from Mytilinidion resinicola, 417 nucleotides. RefSeq lists its product as uncharacterized. Bases 1 to 417 code for a protein of 138 amino acids. Lineage: Eukaryota; Fungi; Ascomycota; Dothideomycetes; Mytilinidiales; Mytilinidiaceae. The record is from RefSeq and is a predicted model, not a curated record. The transcript is spliced from 4 exons.